GGUUCCUCUGUUUUCAUGUUAGAGGUAAAGUUUACAGUUUUGAAUCCUUUUGUGAUGAAGUGUUUAGGAUCAUCAAAAGGAAUUUAAUAAAUAUUAUGCAUAUGUUUCAUUCGUUUUUUUUUUAAGGUUACAGAAAGCGUUUGUUUACGUUCACAGUAUGUUUCGAAGGAUCUGCUUUUAAAGCUUCCUGAGUCUCUUGGGCGUGUUGAGUGCCCAGGACCAAGAUGGAGUCGGCACUGUUGGAUGGCUGGAAGGAGGAGAGGGCGGAGCUGAGGGCGGACGUGUCUCGCCUGCAGAAUGAGCUGGCUGAGAGUCACGCUGAGAGAGAGGAGCUGGAGUCACGUGCCCAAGCCCUCACAGACAGGCUGUCCCAGUCCCUGGACCCGUCCCUGUGUGUUCCUCUGCGUCUGGACAGUGAGUUGAGAAGGAAGAUGCGAGAUGGCAGAGAGAGGGAGGCCCGGCAGGCUCUACUCAUCCACAAACUGCAGAACAAGGUGCUGGAAUACCGGGAUCGCUGUCAGGGUUUGGAAUACCAGGUGAAGACUGAAGAAAGAGAGCUCCUGAAACGCGAGAGGAGGAUCAGGAAUGAGCACAGUGACUCCUUAGAGAGCGCCCUCAUCAGGCUGGAGGAGGAACAGCAGAGGAGUGUAGGGCUGGCAGAUCUGAACUCUCUCCUUCGUGGCCAGCUCAGCCAAUCAGGCCAGGUAAAUGAAGCACUGAGAGAGGACCUUUGCAAACUGACUACUGAUUGGUCCAAAGCCGUGGAGGAGGCGGGACUGAGGGAGAUGGAGUGGCAGAAAGAUAACGAGAGACUGACCGGUCAUGUAGACCGGGGGCAGGGUCAUCUGAUGUCCAUAUGGGGAGAUGUGGUCACUUUGAGACGACACUGUCACACCAUGAAGACUGCCACUGACAGGGACCUCUGGGAGCUUAGAGCUGAGUUCUCUCGUCUGUCUUCCUCUCUCCUCUCCCACUGUGGUUCAGUGGUGUCUCUAUCUCUACGUCCCAGUGACCCUACAACCAACCUUCCUCCUGCUCCCCGCUCUGCCUCCGCCCCACCCCACUCCUCCACCCUGGGCUCACCUCCUCUCUCCUCCACCCUGGGCCCUCUCUCCUUGCAGGAUCUGGACCACGACCAUAAGGAGAGGGAGAGAGAGGAGAGAGAGAAGGAGAGAGAGAGGGAGCUGACAGAGCUCAGAGCCCUCUAUGAAGCUGAGACCCUGCAUCUGAAUAACAGGAUCUCAGAGUUAUCUCGUACCAUUCAGGAUCAAAAGAUAGAAGGACUGGAGGAGGAGAGGAAGAUGGAGCGAGGGAUGGCUUUGGAGAAGAAAGAGGAGAGAGAAAAGGAGAGACAGACAAACACAGAGAGAACUCUAGAGUGUGUCUAUCAGGCCGUUCUAAAACUGUCCAAGGUGCUGAGCUCCCAGAGUCUGGAUGGACAGAGUAGCAGUAGCCCUACUCUGUCCAGUGAUUGGUUAGGACCAGACCUGUUGACUCGAGGGCUCACCCAGGUGCUGGCUGUAUUGGCCCAGGCUGAGACCAACCUGCUGUGGCGGCACCAGGAAGUACAGGAGGCUGCGGCGAGCCUGCGGAGGCUGGCUGAGGAGAGGGCAGGGCUGGAACAGAGAGUCAGACAGCUGGAGACGGACACAGAGGAGAGGCAGAAACAGAGCCUGCAUGAAGGACAGGAGCUCACGCACAUACAGGACAUGUUACUCAGUGAGAGAGAGAUGGUGGGCUCCCUGAGGAGUCAGCUGGAGGACGAAGAGAGACAGAGUGAGGAGAGGAGGAAGGAGAACGAACGCCUGAGACUGGAGAGAGAGAGAGAGGAGGAGCAGAGGAACGAGCUGGAGAGCGAGAGGCAGAGACGGUUGGAGGCUGACCUGGUAGAGAGUGCCCAUCUCAGUGAGCGUGAGGCCUGUAUCCGCAUGGAGCUGCAUGUUCUACAGGGAGCGCUGCAGAGAGAACAGCUGGACAGGGAGAGGGCAGAGGAGGAAGCUGCUGAUGCUAAGGAUGCUCUAAGCAAGGCCCGUGAGUCAGUGUUAACCCUGUUGUCCGGUCAAACCCUUCUGAAGAGAGAAGUGUCAGAGCACCGUGACGCCCUAGAGAAGAUGGCUGCCUUAAACGAAGCCUUAGCCAAGGACAAGAGAGAGCUCAACGCCCAGGCACUACAGCUUGAGAUGGAGAUGGCUGACCUCCAGGCCCAGCUACAGGGACUAGAGGCAAAGGUCGUGACCCUUCGUAGGGAGCUCAACACCCAGUCCAAUGAGAGCACAGAGUUAAGGACUCGUCGAGGAUCAGAGCUGAGCUCCCUGCAGCAGCUGAGGGACAGAGAGAGGGAGCUGGGGAGAGAGGUGGAGACCCUACGGGAGGACAAGGAGAGAGAAGUCACCGCUCUGCUGGAGGAGAGAGGACGGGAUGAAAAACAACUGGAAGAGCUGUCUGCGCAGCACGGUGCAGUGUGUGAGGAGUUGAGAGGUCUACAGGCAGAGCUGUGCCAAGCGACAGAGCAGCAGAGGAGGGCAGAGAGAGAGACCGAGGAACUACUAAGAGAGAACCAGGAUGUGACGGGGAAUGUCCUCUCACUGGAGAGAGAGAGAGACCAGCUGGGGCAGGACAUAGAGGAACUCAGGAUCCUGACGGUGUCCCAGCAGCACCAGUUAACCCAGGCCCAACAGCAGGUCUCAGGGCUGGAGGUACACAGUAGGCAGCUACAGGUCCAGGUCACCACUCUGCUCCAGACCAAGGAUGUGAUGCAGGGGGAGGUCCAGUGUCUGAGGGGAGAGAUGGAGAGAGGCAGGAGCCAGACAGAGAAGAAGAAACAGGAGGAGCGAGAGGAGAGAGAGAGGAGCCAGAGAGAAAGGGAGGUCUGGCAGGCUGACCUGGAAAGGCUGCAGUUACUGGUAGAUCAGACAACAGAGAAAAGGACGAGAGAAGAGGAGGAACGGAGAGAAGAGAGGGACGGAUGGCAGCGAGAGAGGAUGGCGUUGAGCUCGGAGCUGGGGCACAGAGAUGGAGAGGUGGUGGCAAUGAAGAACAGGAUGGAGGGAUUGGAGAAGGAGAAAGAGGAGAUGUCCUGUCUGUUGGAGGAGAGAGAUGCAGAGCUGGAGAGACUAACCGCAGAACACAAGAGCCACCAACACAGAGAGAGAAAACUGAAGGACGAGGGGGAGAGAUGGAGAACGAGAGCAGAGGAGGGAGAGAGAUGGAGGGAGAGAGCAGAGGGAGAGAGAUGGAGGGAGAAAGCAGAGGAGGGAGAGAGAUGGAGGGAGAGAGCAGAGGAGAGAGCAGAAGAGGGGGAGAGAUGGAGGGAGAAAGCAGAGGAGAGAGCAGAGGAGGGAGAGAGAUGUAGGGAGAGAGCAGAGGAGAGAGCAGAAGAGGGGGAGAGAUGGAGGGAGAGAGCAGAGGAGUGGGAGAGAGAAAAUGCGAGACUGAGUCAGAGGUUCACUGAAAAUGAGAAGAAUAACAGUGAACAACUAAAGGCUGUAAAAAGAGAGAGUGAGAAGAUAGCGGAACAACUGAAAAAGGAGGAGGUAGAUGGAAGGGAGAGAUUAGAGGAGAUACAGGAGCUGAGAACGAGAAUCAUCUCACUGGAGGAAGAAAGAGACACUCUGGAGGCAGAACUGAAGAAAAAUGAACUAUUGGAGAACAAAAUCUUUGCCGCGGAGAGAGAGAACUCACAGCUCAGAGAGAGGGAGAGAGAAAGAUACCAGGAGGAGAGUCUGAGAAAGAGGAGGAAGGAGUCGGAGGGAAGGGAGAGAUUAGAGGAGAUAGAGGAGCUGAAACUGAGAAUGAUCUCACUGGAGGAAGAAAGAGACACUCUGGAGAGGGAAAUGGAUGAAAUGAGUCAGAGGUUUAAAGAAACAGAGAAUAAAGAGAGUGAACAACUGAAAGACAGAAGAAGAGAGAUGGAGAAGGUGGCAGAACUUCUGAGAACAAGGGAAGCAGAGAUGAGAAAGAGAGAGGAGGAGAUGACAGAGCUGAAAGCCAUGGUCAUCUCUCUGGAGGAAGAGUUGAAGGACAUUGAGAUAUUAAAGGGAAACGUUCAGGCUUUAGAAGAGGCCAACACCAAACUCCGGGACAAGGAGAUAGAGGAAGACAAGAAGACGGAAAAGAGAGGGGCAGAAGAGAGGGAGAGGGCGGAGAGAUUGACAGAAGAGCUGGCACAGAAAGAUGUGGAGGUACAGGAGCUCCGGAGCAGGAUGGAAGAAUUGGAGAAGGAGAAGGAGGAGAUGUCCUGUCUGUUGGAGGAGAGAGAUGCAGAGCUGGAGAGACUAACCGCAGAACACAAGAGCCACCAACACAGAGAGAGAAAACUGAAGGACGAGGGGGAGAGAUGGAGAACGAGAGCAGAGGAGGGAGAGAGAUGGAGGGAGAAAGCAGAGGAGUGGGAGAGAGAAAAUGCGAGACUGAGUCAGAGGUUCACUGAAAAUGAGAAGAAUAACAGUGAACAACUAAAGGCUGUAAAAAGAGAGAGUGAGAAGAUAGCGGAACAACUGAAAAAGGAGGAGGUAGAUGGAAGGGAGAGAUUAGAGGAGAUACAGGAGCUGAGAACGAGAAUCAUCUCACUGGAGGAAGAAAGAGACACUCUGGAGGCAGAACUGAAGAAAAAUGAACUAUUGGAGAACAAAAUCUUUGCCGCGGAGAGAGAGAACUCACAGCUCAGAGAGAGGGAGAGAGAAAGAUACCAGGAGGAGAGUCUGAGAAAGAGGAGGAAGGAGUCAGAUGGAAGGGAGCGAGAGGAGAGACUGAGAGGAAAGCUGGAGCUGAGAGAAGGAGAGGUUGAGGUCUUGAGAGUGAAGUUGAUUGUCUUAGAAGAAGAGAGGGAUGAGGGGAAGAGAGAGCAGCAGACACUAGAGGUGAAGAUGGAGAGACAGAUGGCUCAGCUGAGGGAAAGAGAAGAGGAGGUAGAGAAACUGAGGGAGGAGGAAGAGGAGACAGGGGCUAGGCUACAGCAGAGAGAGGAAGAGUUGAGGAAUCUGAAAGACAGAUUGCACCAGUCAGAGCUCUCAGAGAAACACGUCUCAGACCUUCUGAUAGAGACGGAGUCUUUACUAGAGACCGAGAGGAGUCAGAGCAGAGACCGGAAUAAAGCUCUACAGCUGGCCAAGGACGAGAGGGAGAGAGAAUGGGCACAGGAAACAGAGCAGCACAAAGAGAGACUGGAAGAGGAGGUGAAGAAAUGGACAGCAAGAGUGGAGGAACGGAUAAAAGAAGUAGCAAGGUUCUCACAGCUCCUGAAGGAGAGAGAGGAGGAGGUGGAGGACUUUAGGGUGAGAGCGGUAGAGAGCGCUGGAGUAAGACAGAGACAGAAGGAGGAACUGAAAGGGAGUGAGGAGGAGAGGGAAUGGUUGGGUGCCCAGCUGAGAGAGGAACAGGCGGAGGGAGAGAAACUGAGGUCCAGACUAGAGGAGGUGCAGAGAGGACAACGCCUCCUGCAGGAGGAUAGAGGAUGUCGCGUGGAGAGGCUUGGGGCUCAGGUUAAAGCCCUGGAGGAGGAGAGAGACCACCUCCUAGCUGAGAUCAGGAAGAAGGAGAGAGAGGCUGGGAUCCUGAAGGAUGAGACUCACAAAGAGAGGAGAGAGAAGGAGAGGACUGGCUCCUCACUGAGAAGGAUGGAGGAGGAGUUGAAGGAGAGCAGGGAGGCGCUGGCCCUCAGUCUGGUCACCCUGAAGGAGCAGGGAGCAGAGAUGACCAGGAGCAGGGAGAGAAGCAGGAAGGAGGUGCAGCAGAAGGAGGGGGACAACCAGAAGAUGAGAGAGGGGCUGAAGACAGCCAUGCAGGAGAUGGCUACCCUGAACCAGCUGCUGGAGGAGAGCCACAGGGAGGGGGAGAGGCUAAGGAGCCUCCUGCAGGAGAGGAAAGAGGAGAUGGUGAAGAGCAGGGAGGAGAGCCUGCGUGCUGCCCGGGGGGAGGUGGAGGAGCUGCGAGGGAGGACCAGGGCUGUGGAGCAUGAGAAAAGGGAGGUGGAGAGGAAGCUCAGAGACAGAGAGGAGGAGCUGGAUGAGGCAGUGAGAGAGAAGGAGAGGAGACAGAAAGAGAUGGAGGAGGUGUUGGGAGAGAAGGAGAGGAGACAGAAGGAGAUGGAGGAGGUGUUGGGAGAGAAGGAGAGGAGACAGAAGGAGAUGGAGGAGGUGUUGGGAGAGAAGGAGAGGAGACAGAAGGAGAUGGAGGAGGUGUUGGGAGAGAAGGAGAGGAGACAGAAGGAGAUGGAGGAGGCAGUGAGAGAGAAGGAAGUGAGAGAGAAGGAGAGGAGACGGAAGGAGAUGGAGGAGGUGUUGGGAGAGAAGAAGAGGAGACAGAAGGAGAUGGAGGAGGUGUUGGGAGAGAAGGAGAGGAGACAGAAGGAGAUAGAGGAGGUGUUGGGAGAGAAGGAGAGGAGACAGAAGGAGAUGGAGGAGGUGUUGGGAGAGAAGGAGAGGAGACAGAAGGAGAUGGAGGAGGUAGUGAGAGAGAAGGAGAGGAGACAGAAGGAGAUGGAGGAGGUGUUGGGAGAGAAGGAGAGGAGACAGAAGGAGAUGGAGGAGGUGUUGGGAGAGAAGGAGAGGAGACAGAAGGAGAUGGAGGCUGAGAUGACCACCACCAGGGCCAGACUGGAUGUCCUGGAGAAACAGAGAACAGAGCUCAGAUGUCUGGCUGCUGAGAAGAGUCAGGCAGUUACACAGCUCCGAGAGAGGAUCAGAGAGGUGGAGGGAGAGAUGGAGGGAGUGAGAGAAGACAAGAAGAGAGAGAUCGAGAGGCUUCAGCGGAAGAUGGAGACGUUGAGACAGGAAGAGGAGGAGAGGAGGGAGAGUCUGAAACUAAGGGAGCAGGAGAGCCUGAGGCGUGUAGAGUUAGUCACGGACAUGCUGAGAGAGAAGGAGACAGAGCUGGAGAGGGUGAGAGAGAAUGCUUACAGAGAGGAGAAAGAUAAACUGGAGGAGAGGAAGAGAGACACGGAGGAAGUGAAACUGGAGAGUCUGGAGAAAGAGGAGACAGAUGAACAGAGGAGAUUGAGAGAGCCUGGGGAACAAAGGGAGGCCACAGACCAGAAGAGAGGAGAAGGAAGUCAGGAGGGUCCAGGAAGAGAGGUCUGGCUUCAGGACGAGGUAGAUACUCUGAGGAAGAGAGUGUCCUCCCAGCUCCUGGACAGAGAGGAAAGAGAGAGACUGUUGAGACAGAGAGAAGAGGAGAGCCAGAAGAGUCUUAGACUGUUGAAACAGAGAGAGACAGAGCUGUACACCCUGAGAGACAGAGUAGAGGAACUCAGUAAGGACAGAGACCGUGUCACAGCUGCCCUGGAGAAGACUGAGGCUACCAUGAUUGGCUACCGGGACAGAGCCCACCAACAGGAGCAGAGCAGAGGGGCGGGAUCUGAGAGGGCCGUGGCCCAGCUAGAGAUGGACCCUGUGGUCCAGGAGCGUCUGUCUGUCCUGCAGAAGGCCGUGGCCCAGCUAGAGAUAGACCCUGGUGUAAAAGACUGUCUGUCUGUCCUACAGAGGGCCGUGGCCCAGCUAGAGAUAGACCCUGGUGUAAAAGACUGUCUGUCUGUCCUACAGAGGGCCGUGGCCCAGCUAGAGAUAGACCCUGUGGUCCAGGAACGUCUGUCUGUCCUACAGAGGGCCGUGGCCCAGCUAGAGAUAGACCCUGGUGUAAAAGACUGUCUGUCUGUCCUACAGAGGGCCGUGGCCCAGCUAGAGAUAGACCCUGUGGUCCAGGAACGUCUGUCUGUCCUACAGAGGGCCGUGGCCCAGCUAGAGAUGGACCCUGGUGUAAAAGACUGUCUGUCUGUCCUACAGAGGGCCGUGGCCCAGCUAGAGAUAGACCCUGUGGUCCAGGAGCGUCUGUCUGUCCUACAGAGGGCCGUGGCCCAGCUAGAGAUGGACCCUGUGGUCCAGGAGCGUCUGUCUGUCCUACAGAGGGCCGUGGCCCAGCUAGAGAUAGACCCUGGUGUAAAAGACUGUCUGUCUGUCCUACAGAGGGCCGUGGCCCAGCUAGAGAUGGACCCUGUGGUCCAGGAGCGUCUGUCUGUCCUACAGAGGGCCGUGGCCCAGCUAGAGAUAGACCCUGGUGUAAAAGACUGUCUGUCUGUCCUACAGAGGGCCGUGGCCCAGCUAGAGAUGGACCCUGUGGUCCAGGAGCGUCUGUCUGUCCUACAGAGGGCCGUGGCCCAGCUAGAGAUAGACCCUGGUGUAAAAGACUGUCUGUCUGUCCUGCAGAGGGCCGUGGCCCAGCUAGAGAUAGACCCUGUGGUCCAGGAACGUCUGUCUGUCCUACAGAGGGCCGUGGCCCAGCUAGAGAUAGACCCUGGUGUAAAAGACUGUCUGUCUGUCCUACAGAGGGCCGUGGCCCAGCUAGAGAUGGACCCUGUGGUCCAGGAGCGUCUGUCUGUCCUACAGAGGGCCGUGGCCCAGCUAGAGAUAGACCCUGGUGUAAAAGACUGUCUGUCUGUCCUGCAGAGGGCCGUGGCCCAGCUAGAGAUAGACCCUGUGGUCCAGGAACGUCUGUCUGUCCUACAGACUGCCGUGGCCCAGCUAGAGAUGGACCCUGGUGUAAAAGACUGUCUGUCUGUCCUACAGAGGGCCGUGGCCCAGCUAGAGAUAGACCCUGUCGUCCAGGAGCGUCUGUCUGUCCUACAGAGGGCCGUGGCCCAGCUAGAGAUGGACCCUGUGGUCCAGGAGCGUCUGUCUGUCCUACAGAGGGCCGUGGCCCAGCUAGAGAUAGACCCUGGUGUAAAAGACUGUCUGUCUGUCCUACAGAGGGCCGUGGCCCAGCUAGAGAUAGACCCUGUGGUCCAGGAACGUCUGUCUGUCCUACAGAGGGCCGUGGCCCAGCUAGAGAUAGACCCUGUGGUCCAGGAACGUCUGUCUGUCCUACAGAGGGCCGUGGCCCAGCUAGAGAUAGACCCUGUGGUCCAGGAACGUCUGUCUGUCCUACAGAGGGCCGUGGCCCAGCUAGAGAUGGACCCUGGUGUAAAAGACUGUCUGUCUGUCCUGCAGAGGGCCGUGGCCCAGCUAGAGAUGGACCCUGUGGUCCAGGAGCGUCUGUCUGUCCUGCAGAAGGCCGUGGCCCAGCUAGAGAUAGACCCUGGUGUAAAAGACUGUCUGUCUGUCCUACAGAGGGCCGUGGCCCAGCUAGAGAUAGACCCUGGUGUAAAAGACUGUCUGUCUGUCCUACAGAGGGCCGUGGCCCAGCUAGAGAUAGACCCUGUGGUCCAGGAACGUCUGUCUGUCCUACAGAGGGCCGUGGCCCAGCUAGAGAUAGACCCUGGUGUAAAAGACUGUCUGUCUGUCCUACAGAGGGCCGUGGCCCAGCUAGAGAUAGACCCUGUGGUCCAGGAACGUCUGUCUGUCCUACAGAGGGCCGUGGCCCAGCUAGAGAUGGACCCUGGUGUAAAAGACUGUCUGUCUGUCCUACAGAGGGCCGUGGCCCAGCUAGAGAUAGACCCUGUGGUCCAGGAGCGUCUGUCUGUCCUACAGAGGGCCGUGGCCCAGCUAGAGAUGGACCCUGUGGUCCAGGAGCGUCUGUCUGUCCUACAGAGGGCCGUGGCCCAGCUAGAGAUAGACCCUGGUGUAAAAGACUGUCUGUCUGUCCUACAGAGGGCCGUGGCCCAGCUAGAGAUGGACCCUGUGGUCCAGGAGCGUCUGUCUGUCCUACAGAGGGCCGUGGCCCAGCUAGAGAUAGACCCUGGUGUAAAAGACUGUCUGUCUGUCCUACAGAGGGCCGUGGCCCAGCUAGAGAUGGACCCUGUGGUCCAGGAGCGUCUGUCUGUCCUACAGAGGGCCGUGGCCCAGCUAGAGAUAGACCCUGGUGUAAAAGACUGUCUGUCUGUCCUGCAGAGGGCCGUGGCCCAGCUAGAGAUAGACCCUGUGGUCCAGGAACGUCUGUCUGUCCUACAGAGGGCCGUGGCCCAGCUAGAGAUAGACCCUGGUGUAAAAGACUGUCUGUCUGUCCUACAGAGGGCCGUGGCCCAGCUAGAGAUGGACCCUGUGGUCCAGGAGCGUCUGUCUGUCCUACAGAGGGCCGUGGCCCAGCUAGAGAUAGACCCUGGUGUAAAAGACUGUCUGUCUGUCCUGCAGAGGGCCGUGGCCCAGCUAGAGAUAGACCCUGUGGUCCAGGAACGUCUGUCUGUCCUACAGAGGGCCGUGGCCCAGCUAGAGAUGGACCCUGGUGUAAAAGACUGUCUGUCUGUCCUACAGAGGGCCGUGGCCCAGCUAGAGAUAGACCCUGUCGUCCAGGAGCGUCUGUCUGUCCUACAGAGGGCCGUGGCCCAGCUAGAGAUGGACCCUGUGGUCCAGGAGCGUCUGUCUGUCCUACAGAGGGCCGUGGCCCAGCUAGAGAUAGACCCUGGUGUAAAAGACUGUCUGUCUGUCCUACAGAGGGCCGUGGCCCAGCUAGAGAUGGACCCUGUGGUCCAGGAGCGUCUGUCUGUCCUACAGAGGGCCGUGGCCCAGCUAGAGAUAGACCCUGGUGUAAAAGACUGUCUGUCUGUCCUACAGAGGGCCGUGGCCCAGCUAGAGAUGGACCCUGUGGUCCAGGAGCGUCUGUCUGUCCUACAGAGGGCCGUGGCCCAGCUAGAGAUAGACCCUGGUGUAAAAGACUGUCUGUCUGUCCUGCAGAGGGCCGUGGCCCAGCUAGAGAUAGACCCUGUGGUCCAGGAACGUCUGUCUGUCCUACAGAGGGCCGUGGCCCAGCUAGAGAUAGACCCUGGUGUAAAAGACUGUCUGUCUGUCCUACAGAGGGCCGUGGCCCAGCUAGAGAUGGACCCUGUGGUCCAGGAGCGUCUGUCUGUCCUACAGAGGGCCGUGGCCCAGCUAGAGAUAGACCAUAGACGGCUACAGACGAGGAACACACAACUGGAGCAACGCACUGACAGACUGAAGACUGAGAGGAAACACCUCAGAGAGAUGCUGACACAGACGGAGAGAGGAUCAUCACUUGAUGAGUUGUCCUCCAGCAGCCCCAGAGACCGAGCUCAGGAUUCCAGGGGCUUGGUUGGUAUAGAAACAGAGGAGUUGGGACGUCUUAGGACCAAGGUGAAGGAGCUAGAGGACCAGGUACACUACCUACAGCUGACACUCGUCCUCGACCACCGGGAGAGGGUGGAGUUUAUCCAACACUCCUCCAGGAACAACCAAUGGCUGGUGUCUCUUCGCCAAGACUUGACUGAUUCUCUGGUGUUGGUCUCGCAGCAACCAAUCCCUUCUGUGCUGGAGUCAGAGACACACCGAUUGGAUAGGAGUGCCAGGGAGGAGGAGCUGAGAUUGUCUCUCAGUCAGAGUUGAAGAUGAAGCACAGUGUGUUUGCCUCCGAAAUGGCACCCUAUUGUCUUCCAGGGCUCUGGUCAAAAGUAGUGCACUAUAUCUGGAAUAGGGUGCCAUUUGGGUCAAAAGUAGUGCACUAUAUCUGGAAUAGAGUGCCAUUUGGGUCAAAAGUAGUGCACUAUAUCUGGAAUAGGGUGCCAUUUGGGUCAAACGUAGUGCACUAUAUCUGGAAUAGGGUGCCAUUUGGGUCAAAAGUAGUGCACUAUAUCUAGAAUAGGGUGCCAUUUGGGUCAAAAGUGGUGCACUAUAUCUGGAAUAGGGUGCCAUUUGGGACUCAGCCGAUGUAUGUAUACUGAACAAAGAUAUAAACACAACAUGCAACAAUAUGAACAAUUACAGUUCAUAUUAACUCAAUUGAAAUAAAUUCAUUAAUCUAUUGAAUUUGCAUGACUGGGCAGGGGCACAGUCAUGGGUGGCUAAUCAGAAUACAUUUUUCCCCACAAAAGGGCUUUAUUACAGACAGAAAUACUCCUCAGUUUCAUCACCUGUCCAGGUGGCUGGUCUCAGAUGAUCCUGCAGGUGAAGAAGCCGGAUGUGGAGGUCCUGGGCUGGCCUGGUUACAAGUGGUCUGCGGUUGAGGCCGGCUGGACGUACUGCCAAAUUCUCUAAAACGACGUUGGAGGUGGCUUAUGGUAGAGACAUGAACAUUACAUUCUCUGGCAACUGCUCUGGUGGACAUUCCUACAGUCAGCAUGCCAAUUCCACACUCCCUCAAAACCUGAGACAUCUGUGGCAUUGUGUUGUGUGACAAACAUUUUAGAGUGGCCUUUUAUUGUCCCCAGCACAAGGUGCACCUAUUUAAUGAUCAUGCUGUUAAAUCAUCUUCUUGAUAUGCCACACCUGUCAGGUAGAUGGAUUAUCUUGGCAAAGUAGAAAUGCUCACUAACAGGGAUGUAAAUUAAUUUGUGCACAACUUUAAAUGUUGUGUUUAUAUUUUUGUUCAGUAUAGUUAUUAUAUACUUUUUAUGCGUUUGAAUCUGAGUUGGGGUCAAUUCACUUUUUAAUGUAGUCAAUUCAGGAAGUGAAUUGAAAUUGUGCAUAUUUCCAAUUCAUGAAAGCCCGAUUCCGACUUAGGACGCCUUUCAUACCCACUUCAGUAGUUGGUAUUCAGACUUAGGACGCCUUUCAUACCCACUUCAGUAGUUGGUAUUCAGACUUAACUUAUGAAGGUGUGUAACGGGCUUUUCUUUUGAGCUCGCUGAAUACAUUUAAUUAAACCGCUGAAAACCCUCCCACUUGCUGGGCGACAGAUUUUCUUGUGGAGUUUUCAUACAGCAGGGUUUUCAAUACAUGUAUCUUCAGCCAUCCCUUUAAAUACCUUUUAAUUAGAAUUGUAGAAUCACCUAGAGAACAGGUUCAGAAUAUAGAAUCCUUCUAGGGGGAAGGAGACAGGGAUACUGGAGUGAUGGAGGUAGAUAUGUAUGGGGGAAGGAGACAGGGAUACUGGAGUGAUGGAGGUAGAUAUGUAUAGGGGGAAGGAGACAGGGAUACUGGAGUGAUGGAGGUAGAUAUGUAUAGGGGGAAGGGGACAGGGAUACUGGAGUGAUGGAGGUAGAUAUGUAUGGGGGAAGGAGACAGGGAUACUGGAGUGAUGGAGGUAGAUAUGUAUAGGGGGAAGGGGACACUGGAGUGAUGGAGGUAGAUAUGUAUAGGGGGAAGGGGAUACUGGAGUGAUGGAGGUAGAUAUGUAUAGGGGGAAGGGGACAGGGAUACUGGAGUGAUGGAGGUAGAUAUGUAUAGGGGGAAGGAGACAGGGAUACUGGAGUGAUGGAGGUAGAUAUGUAUAGGGGGAAGGGGAUACUGGAGUGAUGGAGGUAUAUAUGUAUAGGGGGAAGGAGACAGGGAUACUGGAGUGAUGGAGGUAGAUAUGUAUAGGGGGAAGGGGACAGGGAUACUGGAGUGAUGGAGGUAGAUAUGUAUAGGGGGAAGGAGACAGGGAUACUGGAGUGAUGGAGGUAGAUAUGUAUAGGGGGAAGGAGACAGGGAUACUGGAGUGAUGGAGGUAGAUAUGUAUAGGGGGAAGGGGAUACUGGAGUGAUGGAGGUAUAUAUGUGUAGGGGGAAGGGAACUAGUGUGUGAGAGUGUACAUAGAGACAGUGCAAAAAUAAAAUACAAGGGUCAACUCAGAGAGUCCAUGCUGUCAGCUAUAUAGCAGUCUUAUGGCUUGGGGAUAGAAGUUGUUCAUGAGGCUGUUAGGCUUUGCAUUUAGACCAAAAAGUGUAUUUAUUUUCCUUUUUGUAUUUAUAUGACUUUAGUGCCUUGUUGCGUGAUGCUAUCGCGUGGCCCGACAUUCCUGUGGAACGUUUCUGGUACCUUGUAGAAUGCCCCAAAUAAUUCAGGUUGUUCUGGAGGUCUGACCCGGUACUAGAUGGGUGUACCUAAUAAACUGUCAUGUGAGUGUAUAAUCCACAGCAUAAUUAUUAACUUAACCAUGCUUAAAGAGAUAUUCAAAUGUCUGAUUUGUUAUUGUUACGCAGCUACCAAUCGCUGUCCUUCUUUAUGAGCCUUUCGUAAAGCUCCCUGGUCUUUGUAGUUGAAUCUGUGCUUGAAAUGCAAUACUUGACUGAGGGACCGAUGUUGUCUGUAUGGGGGACAGAGGAAGUCAUUCAAAGAUUAUUGAUCAUUUAUUAUGUGAUUUGUUAAACCACAUUUUACUCAACUCAUUUAGGCUUGACAUAACAAAGGGUCUGAAUACUUAUACAAUGACUAUUUUAGUUAUGAUUUUUUUAUUUAUAUAAACUUGUUUUUAAAAUCUU
Messenger RNA from Salvelinus fontinalis (brook trout), 14059 nucleotides. Its product is annotated as rootletin-like. The coding region runs from base 225 to 11264 and encodes 3679 amino acids. The record is from RefSeq and is a predicted model, not a curated record. The transcript is spliced from 24 exons. Lineage: Eukaryota; Metazoa; Chordata; Actinopteri; Salmoniformes; Salmonidae.